UGGGAAACUUUGAAUAUCAGGGCGAGGCAGUUUUUUUUAAGAGAGAGAGGAGCUAUCGGAAUUUGUAGGAAUAGAAUGAAAUCCUAGAGAUAGAAAGAGAGAGAGAGGCUCUGAUUCUUUUUAUUGUACUCAGAUUGGCAGCAAUGGCGUUAAAAAUGCACAGAUACCAGCUUCAGUACAGGUACUGUUAAGUCCCCAGUUUUUCCUUUUGCGGGAAACCCUAUUUCUGGUUUCUCGUGUCCGCUCGACUCCCCCUUGUCUCUCUAAACUUAGGGUUGAAGAUGCCUCUCUUGUCAUGAGCUUCAUGACACAGAAUGUUACUGAGAUUACCAAAAGACUUCGCCCCCCUGUUUAGCCAUGGCGAACCUCAGAAUUGUUGUUGAUGAACUUUCAUUGCCCAAUAUUUGUUUAUGUUGCAAAAUGUCGAUAUUAGAAUCAUUGUCAAAGGAAAUUGGGUGACUGAAUAGGAAGAGAAUAUUGGGUUUUUUUCCCCUUUUCUUUCUUUUCUCAUAUUCCAACCAUGAAGAGAGGAAAGGGGGAUCCACAGGGUGGAAGGAAGUGUAAAUCAUCUCAUAUUUUACUGGUUUUAGGGGGAAUGUAUCUGCUCUUCAUAUUCUUUAAAUUGCCAAAGGUUCUUGAGAUGGCAACCUUAUUGAGUGGAGAUGAUAAUUUUGUUACUUUGGAAAAAUCAUUUAGGAGAGAACCAGUUGAUGAUGACGAUUGGAAUAAACCCAUUUUCUCAUCAGUUUAUCAGGACACUUUUCAUAGAAAAUUAGAGGAUAGUCAAAAUCAGAAUGCCCCAGAAAGGCCACAUAACGAACCCCAAAAGUUGGACCAGGGUUCUUUCCAAACCCUUAAGCCACUCGUGCAUAGGUAUGGAAGGAUAACUGGUGCAAUAGUGAGAGAAAUGAACAAAACCCAUGACUUGUCUAUGCUUGAAAGAAUGGCAAAUGAUGCUUGGUCAAUUGGGCUAAAAGCAUGGGGAGAGUUGGAAACUCUUAAUUCAUCAUCGGUAACUUUAAAUCAAACCGAGAAGGUGACAGAGCCAUGCCCAUCUUCUAUUUCUUUGUAUGGUGAAGAACUUGGUGAUCUGGGUAAUACUAUGCUUCUCCCUUGCGGCCUGGCAGUUGGGUCUUCAAUAACUUUGAUUGGCAAACCUAGAAUUGCUCAUAAGGAAUAUGUUCGCAAUUUUAGGAGGGUGAGAAGUGGGGACGAUGUGGUCAUGGUUUCUCAGUUUAUGGUGGAGUUGAGGGGAUUGAAGGCAGUUGAUGGGGAGGACCCACCAAGAGUUUUGCACUUAAAUCCACGUUUAAGGGGUGAUUGGAGCCGAAGGCCUGUUUUUGAGCACAACACUUGUUAUCGGAUGCAAUGGGGGACUGCACAAAGAUGUGAUGGUUUGCCAUCAAGGAGGGAAGAUGAUACCAUUGAUGGAUUUGUAAAAUGUGAGAAAUGGAUACGUAGUGAUAUUACUGAAGCAAAAGAAUCGAAGACCAUUUCAUGGCUGAGACGAUUCAUUGGACGUGCAAAGAAGCCCGAGAUGAUGUGGCCUUUUCCUUUUGUGGAGGAUAGACUAUUUAUUCUAACUGUACGGGCUGGUGUGGAAGGAUAUCACAUUAAUGUUGGUGGCAGGCACAUUAGUUCUUUCCCCUACCGAACGGGAUUUUCUCUGGAAGAUGCGACUGGAUUGUCUGUAGACGGUGAUGUAGAUGUGAAUGCUGUUAUCGCUACUUCUCUUCCAAUCUCACAUCCAAGUUUCUCUCUUUUGCAUGUCUUGGAUAUGUCACAGAAGUGGAAGGCUCCUCCACUUAAAGAUGACUCAGUUUUCCUUUUCAUUGGGAUCCUUUCUGCUAGUAAUCACUUUGCAGAGCGGAUGGCAGUUAGGAAAACCUGGAUGCAAUGUGAAUUAAUUAAGUCGUCAAAAGUAGUGGCCCGCUUCUUUGUUGCAUUGAAUGCAAGAAAGGAGGUCAACAUGCAAUUGAAGAAAGAAGCUCAAUUUUUUGGCGACAUUGUGAUAAUACCAUUCUUGGAUAGAUAUGAGCUUGUGGUGCUUAAAACUGUUGCAAUAUGUGAAUAUGGGGUUCACAAUUUGUCUGCUGCAUACAUCAUGAAAUGUGAUGAUGAUACCUUUGUUAGGGUUGAUACAGUAUUGAAAGAACUAAAGAGUAUUUCCCCCAAAAAAUCCCUUUAUAUGGGUAACCUCAACUUGUUGCACAGGCCUCUCCGAUCUGGGAAAUGGGCUGUCACAUAUGAGGAGUGGCUUGAGGAAGUAUACCCCCCUUAUGCCAAUGGGCCUGGGUACAUCAUUUCGAGUGACAUCGCAAGAUUUAUCGUCUCUCAACAUGCUAAUCACAGUCUCAGGCUGUUCAAGAUGGAGGAUGUGAGCAUGGGGAUGUGGGUCGAAGAGUUUAACAUCACUUACCCUGUUCAGUAUUCCCAUAGCUGGAAGUUUUGCCAAUAUGGGUGCCUCGAGGACUACUACACGGCCCAUUAUCAGUCGCCACGACAGAUGAUUUGUCUCUGGGGCAAAUUGCUUAAGGGCCGUGCACACUGCUGCAAUUUCAGAUGACAUCUUGAGAUUCCCACUCUUUUUUCUUAUAACAUCUCUCACGUAUAUGUGUAGCAUUGUAAUGAUAUCAUGGAAUUUUCCAAUGCAAUUUUUUGUCCAUGUAAUUCUCUUUUUACCCCUGUGAAGCAUUCUCAAGGUCUAUUUUAACAGACUUUGUCAUCGGAAGAGGAAAGAAGAGAUGAUUAUUGUUGACAAUUGGAGAGAUGAUUUCAUACUCUUUUGGGUUGGAUGCACUUUUUCUAGCUUCCAUCCAUGAGAGAUUUGCCUGGUUUGUAUGUGUAAGUAUUUGUGAUGUAUAUGACCUGCUCAUUUGAGUUUUCCUUCU
Amborella trichopoda is the source of this 2891-nucleotide messenger RNA. Its product is annotated as Galactosyltransferase family protein. Lineage: Eukaryota; Viridiplantae; Streptophyta; Magnoliopsida; Amborellales; Amborellaceae. The record is from RefSeq and is a predicted model, not a curated record. Gene Ontology annotation, cellular component: Golgi membrane. Gene Ontology annotation, molecular function: carbohydrate binding; hydroxyproline O-galactosyltransferase activity.